Coniophora puteana RWD-64-598 SS2 is the source of this 2493-nucleotide messenger RNA. RefSeq lists its product as uncharacterized. The transcript has 16 exons. NCBI's taxonomy places the organism in Eukaryota, Fungi, Basidiomycota, Agaricomycetes, Boletales, Coniophoraceae. Gene Ontology annotation, molecular function: RNA binding. The coding region runs from base 42 to 1484 and encodes 480 amino acids. The record is from RefSeq and is a predicted model, not a curated record.
CUCACUAACACACCACCCACAAAAACAAACAAGCUUUCAAUAUGGCUCCCAAAAAACAGAAAGCCCAGAAGAUCUCCCUCAACGAGUUCUUGGGCGAUAACGCCCUUGGAUCAUGGGCAGAUGAAAUGGACUCGCUUCCAACUGCCCCCGCGGCAAGGAACGACGACGACGAUCGAUCUCGUCAGGGCGAUCGUUUCUCUAGGAGGGAUGACUAUGGUGCUCGUGGAGAUCGCCCGUUUGCUCCUCCCAGAGAGGAUCUCCCCCUCCCGACAAACCCUCCUUUCACGGCUUUUGUUGGCAAUCUUGCCUUCGAUAUCACUGAAAGCGAGCUAGAGAGCUUCUUUGCCCCGCAUCAGACCAAGUCCAUCAAAAUCAUCAAGGAUAGGGAUGAUAAACCCAAAGGGUUUGGAUACGUAGAAUUCGCAGAAUUAGACGGUCUCAAGGACGCAAUCUCAAAAUCAGCAUCGCCUUUGUCAGGUCGCACCGUCCGUGUCAGCGUCGCGGAACCACCCAAGGAGCGUUCCGGGUUCUCAGGCGGAGGUGAUGAUGAUGAAAAAUUCUCAGGCAACUGGCGCAGGGAUGGCCCUCCUCCCGUGGGCUCUAUGGAUCGAGAUGGUCCGCCACGGCGGCGCGACGGACCUGCUCCCGAGCGUGCGCCCCCUGCUGUCUCCGAUGAAGUCAGUGCCUGGAGGUCGAGCAAGCCUCGCAUGCCAGAGCCCGAACCUCCUGCCGUCAAGAGGCGAGGCUCCGGCUUCGCCACUAGUGACGGCCCUCCAGGUGCCGCAGAUGCUGCAGAAAGCUGGUCCAUGGGAAGUAAAUUCAAACCUAACGCUGGGCAAGAAGAAAUGGGCCCGCCUCGCUCUCGGGGACGCUUCGAUUCGACGGUCUCCGUUACUGCCCCCCCUGACGAGGGCGAAUGGCGAAGAGCCAAACCGGCAGCUCGGAAUAGCACGUCGCCAAACAGCUCUACUCCUCCUACUCCCCAGCUGAACCGUCGCAAGCUCGAACUCCUCCCUCGUUCAUCUACUAAUACCUCCGCAAGUCCAUCGCCCCUUUCAUCUCCCAAAAUGGCCAACAGUCCUGCUGCUACGACGAACGCCCGUGCUAACCCCUUUGGCGCCGCCAAACCUGUCGACGUCUCUGGCAAGGAAAAGGAAGUCGCUGAACGCAUUGAAAAAGAGCGGGCACCGCACGCCAUGUCACGAACCGACUCGCGUCAGGGAACUGAUCGCCCCCCUCACUCAAUGUCACGAACGGGUUCUCGACAGGCAUCCGAUCGUCCACCGGCUUCGACUACGCCUGCUACUGCGCCCCCUGCCAGCGGCAGUGGUAACAAGGCUCAAGCUGCUACUGCCACAAUUCGCCCCUCCUUCAGCUUUGCAAACGCAGCAGCCGCAAAGCGUGCUGCCGAAGAGAGUGCAGCCAAGGAGAGCCGCGAUGCGGCUGAUAACGUCGCAGAUCGUGUUGCUGAGGUUUCGGUUUAAGAUACUUGUGUAUAUUAUAUGAUUGAUUAUGCAUGCGGCGUGCUUGCCGCCAUUAAGACCCAUGAGCUGUCUUGCUGGCUUUCAAUGAUCUCUACCGUCUUCCAUGGAGCUCCGGGUCGACGUAUUUCAUGCGACCUCUCCCUUUGAAACGGACACCGCCAGCCUGUUCCUGCUCAGCCUGACGCUGCUCCUUGAUGCGCUGCAGCUCCGCCACCCUUGCUGCUUCAAUGCGUUCUUUUUCUUCUCGCUCGAGUCUCGCGUCGUACUCUUCCUCGGUUUCUUGAAUAGAUGUGCUGCGCGAAGGUUCUUUUGGUACGCCUUGUGGACUGUCGUCCCUGGAGCGUCUGGGUUUUUUGCGGUGCUUCCGUUCGUCUGGACUCCGGGACCGGGAACGAGAACGAUCCUUGCGGUCGCGGCGCUUGCUACGGCUCUUGCUUUUCUGCUCAGUUUCUUCGCCUUCUGCGACAGGCGGCUGCUUGGUUUUCAACUCUAGUUCGCCAGAGUUUGCAAUGACGACCGGCGUGGUGGGUCGGUCUUUCCCAUCUGUCGGGACUUGGGCCAUUUUCUUGACGACCUCUUCGUAUCCCCUGAUGACUUUGCCAAAGACAACGUGCUUGCCGUUGAGAUGGGGGCAGGGACGAAGUGUGACAAAGAACUGAGAACCAUUUGAAUCAGGGCCCUUGUUGGCCAUGCAUAGUAGAGCUUCCGCGUCAAGUGGAGAAGAGAGGUCCUCAUCCGGGAAGGCGCUGCCAUAGAUGGAUUCGCCCCCAGUGCCAUUCCGUUUCGUGAAGUCUCCUCCUUGAAUCAUAAAAUCGGGGAUUGAGCGAUGUAUGAUACUAUUCUUGUAAUAGAGCGGACGUUCUGAGAGGGACGAAAGGCCUUUCUCUCCAGUGCACAAUGCACGAAAGUUUUCUGCUGUUUUCGGUACACGGUCGUUCCAUAGUUCGAAGAUGACUCUGCCGACGGACUCUGUACCGAUCUGUAUGUCGAAGAAGACGCGUGGUCUGAC